Messenger RNA from Colletes gigas, 1651 nucleotides. It is a transcript of the gene LTV1, whose product is annotated as protein LTV1 homolog. The coding region runs from base 181 to 1611 and encodes 476 amino acids. Lineage: Eukaryota; Metazoa; Arthropoda; Insecta; Hymenoptera; Colletidae. Gene Ontology annotation, cellular component: cytosol; preribosome, small subunit precursor; nucleus. The record is from RefSeq and is a predicted model, not a curated record. The transcript has 7 exons. Gene Ontology annotation, biological process: ribosomal small subunit biogenesis; ribosomal small subunit export from nucleus.
AAAUUUUACUUAUCACUCAAGUUGAGAACUACUGAUAGAACAUAUGCUUUUGUAUUUUGCAUGAGGUACAUUUCAUAACAUUGGAGAAUGUAAAAUUGAAUUUAUGAACACAUUAAAAUUACCUAUUUUUGUGUUAAUUUGCUUUUCAAUUCUGCAUGUUUAAGGAAGAACACUCUAAAAAUGCCAAAAGGAAAAGUAAAGAAAUUCAUCGACAAGAAGAACUCAGUAACAUUUCAUUUAGUACAUCGUUCACAAAGAGAUCCAUUGAUUGCUGAUGAAACAGCACCUCAGCGCGUACUUGUACCCGCUGGAAAUCCACAAGCUCCCAAAUUAGAGAAAAAAAAUAUAGAUAAAUCUAAACGCAAAGAGGAGGAACAAAAAUAUGGCAUAUAUUUUGAUGAUGAUUAUGACUACUUGCAACAUCUUAAGGAUGUAAAUUCUUUAACAACUGAAUGGGAACGCAUAGAUUCUGCAAAUGCAUCAAAAACAAAUAAUGAAAAAGAUACUCCAAAAAUUAAUUUACCAUCUUCUGUUUUUGCUUCAAAUGUUGAAGAAAAGAUUGGGCUUCUUAACAAGGCAGCUCCUGUUUCUGGACUGCAAUUACAUUUGGACCCAGAUGUGGUCGCAGCAUUGGAUGAUGAUUUUGACUAUGAUGAUCCAGAGAAUGAACUAGAAGAUAAUUUUAUAGAGUUAGCUGAUAAUAGUGAUGAUGAAUCUGUAGAAAAUGAAGUAUAUGAUGAAGCAUCUGAUGUUUCAUCAGAGGGACAUAUGGAAUUAUCUGGUGAAGAACAAGAUGAAGUACAUAGUUUAAAUGGUCCUCAGUACACUUUCAACGAUGAAGAAACAAAAUCACGCUUUACAGAAUAUUCCAUGAGUAGUAGUGUUAUGAAAAGAAAUGAACAGUUGACUCUUCUUGAUGACAAAUUUGAGACAAUGUAUGCAACAUAUGAUGAAAAUGAAAUUGGUGCAUUAGAUUGUGAUGAAAUUGAAGGAUACAUAGCACCAGAUUCAGAUUUAGUCCUUCAGUGUGCAGCAGAAUUUGAAAAACAAAGCAAAGAUACUGAAAGUGUUGCAGAACUUAUGAAAGAUAGAUUAAAGAUCAUAGGGAAAGAAUAUUCUAGUUCUGAAGAUGAUAAUUUAGAUGAACUUGUUGUUGAUGCAAGACAGAAGGAUAAAUGGGAUUGUGAAAGUAUUGUUAGUACAUACAGCAAUAUUUAUAAUCAUCCGAAAUUAAUUUCUGAGCCUAAGCAUCUAGACAAGAUCAAAGUUAAUCCGAGAACCGGUAUUCCGAAAAAUAUUUUGGAUGGAUCUUCCGGAAAACUAACAUCUAAAAGUUUAGCUCAGUUUGAUCAACAAAAUGAAAAUAGUAAUCAAAGGGGGCCUCGAUCGAUCGCAGAAACAAUGAAAUCAACUUUAAGCACAUUAAGUAUAAGACCCAAAGGAGAAACCUCUGAAGAAAGAAAGGACAGGAAAAAUGCACUUAAGAAAUAUAGAAAAGAAAGGAGAGUAGAACGAAAAGCAAAUACCGAAGCAUUUAAGGAGGAAAAGAAACGCCAAGAAAAGAUUCUGUUAAACAAUAGACAAAAUGUACAAGGAAAUCGAAUACUUUAAUAUAUAAGUUACUUUAUACUUCUCUUUUGUACAUUAAAUA